AUGCAGUUGCCUUGCCUUCUUUUUGCCUUGAUUUUCCCCGUGUUAAUACACCGGGUCGAAUCAGGCAGAUGGAGCAGCAAGACAAACUCUCUUCUCUCCCCAGACUACCUUUCAGCCUUGGGCGCCCAAGAGGCGGCCAAGCGAGCUAGCAGCAGUCAUAAGGCGACAGCAAAACUCAGGGAGGAGACUCUUGCAGCACAUUCCUUGGUGCAACAGUGGGUGGAGAAGCACCACAGGGUCGCCACUGCCAAAGGCACUAUCCCUCAGUUGGGGGUUCAUCCUGAACACGAGUGGGACUACAAAGAACACGGGGCUGAUUGGAACCAAGGAAAAUGUAAAACGGGUACAAGGCAGUCUCCUGUUGACUUGCAUAUCGAGGGUCUGGAGGAGCCUUCGCAGAAGAACAUGAUGCAGCUGUACAUGGGUGCAUUCUCUGGAGGUCAAGGGUCCCCUCGUCCCAGCAGGCUGUGGAAAAAGGGUGACUUUUUCUACACGUAUCCUAGCCAGCUUAGUAAUGUACUGCUGUAUCGAACGGAAAAGGUGUUUCAACUACGCUCUUCUGGAAAAGGCUUCGUCCCCCUUGGUGCCUUGUUUGGGUCUGACACAACAGAGAUGUUUGUAGCACAUCAGAUCUUGUUUCACUCUCCCAGUGAGCACACCUUUCAAGGUGAAGCGAACAGAAGAGAAAUAGAAAUGCAAAUAUGGCACUACUCAAAUGAUCUACUCUCCAUGGAGGCUAGCAAGAGCGUCAACCUCACCACGCUCCCGUACAUGGGACUUUUUGCUCAAAGCAGUGUGAACCUGCCGGAAGUAGAGAGCGUAAUACUUGAAAACAACAGAAGCGGAAAGGACCCUGAACUGCCUUCUUCCCACUGGAGGGUGAUCUCUCUCACUUUCAUGAGUGAAGAGCUAGACCAAGCCAGCCUUGAAGAACUUAGGGGACUUCCUUCGGAAAGGCUGUUGAGAUCCCUGCUCAUGGCAGAGGGACAAAGCAAUGAAAGUAAUGGCGACUCAGUGCUACUUGAACUACCCCACACCUUGAACCUGCAAUCCUUGAUGAUGAUGCUGCAGCUAACAAAUGAGGAGUUCUUUGCUUAUGAUGGAAGCCACACAAUGCCUGGGUGCGAGGAGAACGUGCGAUGGUAUGUUGCUAGGCAACCGCUGCCCGUGGCAACUGACACCAUGCUGCGUUUCUACAAAAUGCUAAACCCUAAGAGUAUGAAGUCAGUUAAGGAAAAGGAUGGCAACUUUAGGCAGCUCCAGAAUGUAGAAGGUAACAUGCACAACGACGGCAACGUCUUCCUUGUACAAGGGUUCCCCCUGCAAGUGCUUAUUGCCGACAGCCUUGGAUUUAUCAAUAUGUCAGACCCAGCGGAAAUUAGCGCCAGCUCGUUUGAAGGCUGGUUUCAGGAAAGCCAUGCAACGCUGUCUGUGCCCGCGUGGACUGUUUUUUGGGCUGUUGGCGUGCUGGCUCUUGUGACUGCAAUACGAUAG
Messenger RNA from Cyclospora cayetanensis, 1494 nucleotides. RefSeq lists its product as uncharacterized. The record is from RefSeq and is a predicted model, not a curated record. Gene Ontology annotation, molecular function: carbonate dehydratase activity; zinc ion binding. Bases 1 to 1494 code for a protein of 497 amino acids. Lineage: Eukaryota; Apicomplexa; Conoidasida; Eucoccidiorida; Eimeriidae. The transcript has 2 exons.